This is a messenger RNA of Closterium sp. NIES-67, 1846 nucleotides long. NCBI's taxonomy places the organism in Eukaryota, Viridiplantae, Streptophyta, Zygnematophyceae, Desmidiales, Closteriaceae. The record is from the annotation of a GenBank genome assembly.
UUGGACUCUGGUUUUGGAUAAGGGAUCAGGGGGAUCCGACAGACUGUUCUUCUGGUGGUUCCUAGAUUUCGCAUCACAGCAGCCGAGGUCUGGUCCUACCAGCAAAAAGGACCCUCUCCUUUUUAUCCGCUAGUCUCCGUUUUCUCCGUUUUCUUCUCGUUUUGCCCGUCGUCGUUCAGCUGUGUCUAACGCGUCCUCUCCUUGCGUCCCGUGGUGCCUGGUGAUCGACUCGCCGCUUUGCUGCCUAGUUUCCUCUGGUUGCUCAGUUCACACCAGCAGGAGAGAUUCGGCGGAUAGAUAACCAGCCGGGAACGUCCUUCAGGUUUAAUCAACUGAAGGUUUUCGCAGGAUAGUGAGGCUCUCAGUAUGGCGAACGCGGCGGCCUUACCCGCUUGUACUGGCUCAAAAUUUAUGGAUUGCGGUUUCACUACCAAAUGCCCUAAUGCAGCCACUAUUCAACGUCGGUCCGCCGUUCCGCAUUUUCCGGUUUGUGCUAAUCUGAACAGAAGUUGCAGACCGGCGAACAUUUCUGUUCACAGGAGUAUCAGCUCCUCCUUUAGAGGACUAUCAGGACCUUUGAGACCCUCGAUCUCCGGCAUUCAAUCAUUCCUCACCGUCCGAUCUCGAGCAAAUGCACGAGCUUCGCUCAACGACAGUUCGUCUGGAUCUCGGGGGAAUGGCAGCGUAGCUAGGGACGUCAGUGCUCCUGCUGUCCGCGAGGGGGAGGGUGAGACUGGAGGAGGGGAUGACGGAAGCUCCAAAGGCAAGAAUCUGCCAACGACUAGCGAUCGGGACCCUGACAGUCAACGGGAGUCCGGCGAAGAAGCUAACAAGCCCAGCUGGUUACCAGAUUGGAUCGAUCUGACGUCAGACGACGCCAAGACGGUUCUGAUCGCAUUCGGAAUUUCGCUGGUCUUUCGGUGGUUCGUCGCGGAGCCACGGUUCAUCCCGUCUCUGUCAAUGUUUCCGACAUUCGACAUUGGCGACAGAAUCAUCGCAGAAAAGGUCUCGUACUAUUUCCGGGAACCAGAAGUUGACGACAUUGUCAUUUUCAAGGCACCCGAGGUUCUUCAGGAACGAGGUUACAGUGCGGGCGAAGUUUUUAUCAAGAGAAUUAUAGCUACAGCUGGAGACGUAGUGGAGGUCAAAGCUGGGAAGACUUAUGUGAAUGGUGUGGAGAGGAAAGAUGAUUUCACUUUUGAGCCACCUGCUUAUGAUAUGAAACCUCAGUACGUCCCUCCAGGAUACGUCUUUGUCAUGGGAGACAACCGCAACAACAGCUAUGACUCACACAUCUGGGGCCCGCUACCAGCCAAGAAUGUACUGGGUCGAUCAGUCUACAGAUAUUGGCCUCCCAACAGAUUGGGAUCUACAGUUUUGGAAGAGUCCACAGGUUCAAGUGCAGGGGAAUCCGCUCCCCAAUUGAAGGCUUCAUAAGGUUAAAGAAUGCAGCUUUCUCUGACCCUUUGUUUUGAUUCUGGAGGGAUUCGGAAAGAUUUCUGUGGCGUUUUAGUGUACUGUGGAAAGAAUUGUCAAAAGACUAGCUUAGCUAGGAAGCCAUAGAAUGGCACAAGGUUUAGCUAGGAGCUAGGAGGAGCCAUGAGAAUGGCGAGAGGUUUUAGGUGCUAGGAAAGUUGAGGAGAGAAAAGAGAGUUGGAUUAGAAGAGAGGGGAGUACAAGGAGGGGAGGAGCCAUGAGAAUGGCGAGAGGUUUUAGGUGCUAGGAAAGUUGAGGAGAGAAAAGAGAGUUGGAUUAGAAGAGAGGGGAGUACAAGGAGGGGUUUGUACCCCCUACAGAAAGGUUCAGUAACAACCUACUAAGCCUAUAUUAAAUUAUAACUUAUAUA